UAAUGCCUGGCACCACGUCUCUCAACACAAUCCGGUACUGAGACACUACCGGGGACGAUGACGUCGACAGUUCCACCUUACUGCCUCCACACAGACUCAGAAGUUUGACAGCUUAGUUUAUUCGCAGCUUAGCUGCAUGCUCACCGGUGCGUUAGCUUCACCUGCUUCAGGAAGUAAAGCGAUCACUUGUGUAUUGUUACAGCCUACCUAAAUUCCCCCAAUAACACGGAUUGGAGCCGUGAACAGUUACACCAGGGACCUGUAGCUUUCUUUCUUUCUUGGCUACAAUAACAAAGUGGGUAUUUUUGAAUAACAAGGAUUCUACAGGGUCAGAAUGUCUCGCGAUCCAGAGGAGGUGAAUAAACUCACCGAAAGUACCUACAAGAAUGUUAUGGAACAGUUCAAUCCGGCUUUACGGAAUCUUGUAACCCUGGGCAAAAACUAUGAAAAAUCUGUUGUAGCAAUGACUCUGGCAGGAAAAACCUACUAUGAUGCUGUUUCCAAAAUCGGGGAGAUAGCUACGGUGUCACCGGUUUCCAGAGAAUUGGGGGUAGUUCUCAUGGAAAUCUCUGACGUACAGAAGAAAAUGAACGUGGAGCUAGAAGAAACUUUUAAAAAGUUUCACAAAGAGAUAAUUGCUGAACUUGAACGAAAAACUGACCUGGAUCAAAAGUACAUGAAUGCCACCCUGAAGAGAUACCAGACGGAGCACAGAAGCAAGUUAGACUCAUUAGAAAGAUCUCAAGCCGAUCUCAAAAAACUCAGACGGAAAAGUCAAGGAAAGAAUGCGACAAAGUAUGAAAUGAAAGAAAAUGAAUAUCUGGAGACGGUGAGCUCCCGUCAGACCGACAUGCAGAGGUUCAUCGCCGAUGGGUGCCGGGAGGCCUUGCUGGAGGAGAAGAGGCGCUUCUGUUUCCUUGUUGACAAACACUGCACAUUUUCUUAUCACCUUUGCAGCUACCAUGAUAAGGCUAAAGAACUGCUUAAUGUAAAUCUGCCUAGCUGGCAGGAUAAGUGCACUGAUGCCACCAAGGUGCCAGAUACCAUCCUGACCAUGAUCGAGGGCAUUAAGGCACCAGGAUCUACUCCAAUCUCAGGAACGCCACAGCCAUCGCCGAUGGUAGAAAGAUACACUAUGCACAACACAGACCCACCAAAGCCUCCUCCUGCACCGCCGAUAAAAGCACACCCAAGUCCUCUUGUAGACAUGUUCAAUGUCCCUGCCACUCCGAAGGCCCCAGCCAUGACACAGAGGAACAGUCAUUCAGAUUACAACAAUGGCGAUACUCUGCCCAGGUCUGUCUCUGUUGCGACUGGACUGAACGCGAUUAAAAAGCCAAAGGUGAAAACCAUCUUUCCACAUACUGCGGGGAAUAACACCACUCUGCUCAGUUUCGAUGAAGGUGACGUCAUCAUUCUGCUUUUACCAGAGGAGAAAGAUGGCUGGCUAUAUGGAGAGCAUGAGAAGUUGAAGCAGAGAGGUUGGUUUCCAUCAUCGUACUGCCGACCUUACACAGAGCAAGCACAGGAGCAGAGCAAUUCUAUGCCAGUCCGGAGUAUUAGCAUAGCCAAUCUGGCAGAGAAAGAGAAGGGGAACAUGGUGCUGCCCCCUCCAGAUUACUUUGAGUCUUCACCAACAAGGGCUGUCGUCAACAAAAACACUAUGUCUUCCCCCGAGCACAAAAGCCAGGAACCGAAUGGGAUUGGAAAGCCACCUUUUCUUGCUGGUGAAAAUCCAUUUGCGACCGUCAAACUUCGACCAACAGUAACCAACGACAGAUCAGCUCCCAUCAUUUGAAGUUUCUGAGGAAUUCUACAGAUUGGAGUUUUUCAUAUGCUAUGUCUGCAUUCUGUAAAGGCUUCAGUCUUCUGCUGCACAUAGAUCUCAGACAGAGUUUAUUUAAGUAACUGUAAAACGAAUCCAAAGAGUUAUAUAUUUUUUAAAAUACUUGUGCUGCACAUUGUAGAAGUAGCAGACCAUUCUGCAUUUUCAAUACUGUGCUGUGUUUAAGAAACCAAAAAUGAAUGCUGGCGGAAUACAUUAUUUCAAAGUUCUAAAGUUGUUUUUUUUUUGCCAUAGGAUGAUAAACACACCUGUACUUAGUAUAUACAUUGAUAAAAUAUGGUUUAGUUUCUUUCAGAAACAAUCCUGGAUUUGAAUAUACAGUAGCUUUGCACCUGAAGUGUUUCCUUACUAAUUUUUGUUUUAGAUGCUUAACGGGUCUAUAAAACUCUCUUUUAAUAUACAGCAAUGGCCAAAUGUCUUGCAUAACCUUAUGUAAUUAACUAACUUUGCUUCAUAAAGGUGAACUUACUGAAAUAAUGUUACAUUAACAUAUUGAAUUACAUAUCGCUUUGUAGUUUUCCACAUAAAAAAAAAAUAAUUGACAUUUCAGAAUCUAACGUGAAAUACUGUACUACUGUACUAUUAUGGCUUCAUGUAGACUUUGGUGAGAUCAUUUUGUAGUUUCUUUGAUUACAUGGUGUUAAAUAAAACAUUUGGCUAUAGCUGUAUAUUUAAAUGAACUUUACCAAAGAAAAAAACAUCUCUAAAUGAUAUAUAUAUGUUUUAUUAUUGGUAUUAUUAUUUUCAGGGGGAUAACAUCAGCUUUUUAUGUUAUAUAUAUAUAUAUAUAUAUAUAUAUAUAUAUAUAUAUAUAUAUAUAUAUAUAUAUAUACAGUUAUUUUGUCAAAAUGUCCCAUUUCCCAAUGUACUAGUUUAAAAAACAUCAUUAUUUUUUUUUUCAAAGCCCAUUCGGAUGCCCAUUUGCCUACUCUUGCAUCUUUUUAUUUAGUAUUAUUUGUUGCUUAUCUUCUUAGCAUUGUAUGUGCUGUUCUGUUGCCCUGACUCCUAUGUAAUAUUUAAUUAUUCUCUACUUGGGGAUUUUUGUUAACUAAAUUCUGACACAGAAAUCUGGGAUUGGUAGUAUUUUUAAUGACUUGAUUCCUAAAAUAAUUGUUGUCCUAUGCCUUACACUACAUCUGGCAUGCCUAAAUUCUGUAAAGAGACAGACGGCUGUUACUGUUUCAGUUAUCCUGAAGGUAAAUGAAGGUGCAUGCUGCUUAUGAUUUCCUCUUUCUUUACUGCAGGGGAAUAUGAAUACAGGUUUGCCUCAUUUUAACCAGUCAUUUUUUCUUUAAAAAAUAAAGAGCUGUUCUGUUCUGAAUUGUAUUUCUUAUAUUAAGGUUUAUAGGAAAAAAACAUUUCAAAUUUUGUGAACUGUUUUUUUCACAGUUCUGUCGAACCACACUUGUAAAACACUGGUAGACAGAUGGAAGAGGCAAUAAGUAUAUUUAAUGUUUGAAAAAAAAAAUAUUGUGUAGUAACCCAUGUAUAAAUAUGUUCAAUUUAUUUUAUUGGAAUAAAAGUUUGAUUUACCAGACUCAUCAGUUUUUACACUGGUGGAGCAGGCCAGUCCAA
Messenger RNA from Acipenser ruthenus (sterlet), 3421 nucleotides. It is a transcript of the gene baiap2l1b, whose product is annotated as BAR/IMD domain containing adaptor protein 2 like 1b. The coding region runs from base 335 to 1798 and encodes 487 amino acids. Lineage: Eukaryota; Metazoa; Chordata; Actinopteri; Acipenseriformes; Acipenseridae. Gene Ontology annotation, cellular component: nucleoplasm; cytosol. The transcript has 14 exons. Gene Ontology annotation, biological process: plasma membrane organization; positive regulation of actin filament polymerization; actin crosslink formation. The record is from RefSeq and is a predicted model, not a curated record. Gene Ontology annotation, molecular function: protein binding.